UUGUGUCCGGACUGAAACCUGAGUCCGGGUGCCAUGUGUCAGAGCAGCGGCUGUAAACAGAGUCUGUCCCCGGGAAACUGAGCUGUUUUAGCCCCAAAAAUGAGUCUGUUACCCCGCAGCGCGGAGGAGUUCAGCUCCGCGGAGUUCUGGGAGAAGUUCUUUAAGAAGAGAGGAGAGAAAGCGUUUGAGUGGUACGGAGACUACAACAGUCUGUGCGGGCUCGUGCACAGGUACAUCAAAGUCCCGGAUCAGGUUUUGGUGGUCGGUUGUGGAAACUCUGAGCUGAGUGAGCAGCUGUACGAUGUCGGCUACAAACACCUGACUAACAUCGACAUCAGCGAGACGGUGGUGACGCACAUGAAUCAGAGGAACGUAGAGCGCCGGCCCGGCCUCACCUUCCAGCAGGUCGACGCUACAAAGACUCCGUACGAGGAUGGCAGCUUCCAGGCGGCUCUGGAUAAGGGCACGCUGGACGCCAUGGCGUCAGAAGAGGAGGGGAGUCUGGCCAGGAACAUGCUCACUGAGGUGUGCCGUGUGCUGAGUGUGGGCGGGCGCUACGUCUGUGUGACUCUGGCUCAGGAGAGCGUGAUCCGGCUGGCUGUGGAGCACUUUGUUCAGCAGGGCUGGGCGGUUAGGCUGCACUGCCUGCAGGAGGAACGUGGGAAAGAGGAGGACUCCUUCGCUCUGCCUGUCUUUGUUCUGGUCUGCACCAAGUUUAGACAGCCGAUGCCCUCCCCGCUCCUGGAGAUGUGUGUGGGGGAGGACGGAGCUCCCGCUCGGCUCUCACAGGUAGCAGAGCUGUUGUCAGCCGUGAGGGAGCAUCAGGCGUACGCUGUCCUGAGAAAGAGGCUCAGAACAGGCACGGACGCCUGCUCAAACCUCUCCCUCACACUCUGCCACAUUACGACCGGCCUCCCCAGAUACACACUCACAGUACAGGACUGCCCCCCUGCAGCCAAGAUGCCCAGAUCAAACCAGUUUGCUAUUUUUAUUGUUCCUCAGGGCAGUGAGACGGCGUGGCUAUACAGCUCCAUUGAGGGCAGGAGGCAGCUAGCAGCCAGUGCUAACUUCAGGCGCCUGGUUAUUGUGGCGAUGCACAGGAAUCAGGAGUACACAGACAUGCAGGCCGUCCAGUCAGAACUGUCCCCCAUGGUGAUGGACCUGGCACCUCCGGGCAUGCCUGCCAACCAGCAGGUGCCGUUCCUGUCUGUCGGAGGAGACCUGGGUUGGCGGGAGGAGGAGCAGGGGCUGAGUGAGCUGAGUGGGGAAUACUGCGUGGAGAACGUCAGAGGAGAAGAUGGAGAACUGUACAGGAGACUCGUUUUUCUCUCUAACACUGCCCUUGUCCAAUCAGAAAGCCGUCUGGUCCCUUCAAAUACUGCAUCAGGUAACAAGAAGAAAAACAAAAAAAAGGUGAAGCAGACGGUGGCUCCAUCCUGUACCUCCUCACUGUUAGUGGACAGCGGCUUCCUCUGUUGCGCUCACCAUGAGGUGAUGGUGUGUGGCCUCGCCAUGCUGGGGGUGGGAACGCCACAGUACAAAGACGGACCUGUGUCGGUGCUGCUGGUGGGGCUGGGUGGAGGAGGCCUGCCUCAGUUCCUGCGGGACUUUGUGCCAAACGUCUGUGUGGAGGUGGUGGAGCUGGACCCUGUCGUGUUGGAGGUGGCGAAGGAAUGGUUCGGGUUCAGGCCAGAUGAUCGGUUGACGGUCACUCUGGGAGACGGCCUUGAACGCAUCACUGCCCUGCAAGAAGAAGGUGCUCAUUUGUUUGACGUUAUCAUGUUCGAUGUGGACAAUAAGGACAGCUCUGUGGGGAUGAGCUGUCCACCUGCUGCCUUUGUAGAAACGCCAAUUCUGCAGAAAGUCCGCUCACUGCUGACACCCAGAGGUGUGUUCACACUGAACCUGGUGUGUCGGGACUCGGUUUUGAGGAAAACGGUGUUGGAGCGAGUGAGCGCCGUGUUUCCCACCAUCCUCUCCAGAAACAUCGAGGGAGAAGUCAAUGAAGUUCUCCUGUGCUCUCCCGGAGAAAAGGAAAUGUCGGACGCCGCUCGCAUCCUUCCAUCGUUGAAGCAGGCGGGUCAGAGUCUGCAGGUCGCUUUGAGCUCUGACAAGUCCGGGAGCAGCAGGAGGCCUCAUAUAAACAUUUCUGAGCUGCUGAAGGACAUGAAAAUAGAGUGAAGUUUGGUUGAGAAAGAGGGGAAUCAUGUCUAAGGACUGAAUUAUGAGGGUCUUUGACUGGGGCGUCUCCAGGAUUUCUGGGCCCCAUCAACAGAUCUCACAUUGGGCCCCUCCACCACAGCCUCAGUCAACCCUGACAUUUUACUUUAACCACACCGCCGUAACACGAAUGACCCGUUAAAGGUUUAAAUUAAGGUGGACAACAUUUUCUUCAUUUAGCACAUUUGUAUCCCACGCAUUUUUAAAACGACAUCAUCUCUUUUAUUUUAAUGAUGGACACUAUCAAAGCUAUGCCUAUUUCAUUAGACAGGUGAAUAAGAGGAAAAAUGAAUUUAACAAAAAUUGCAGGCAAAAUCCUGCAAACUGUCUGAAUUUCACAAAAACAUUGGCAACAAUUACUGAAACGUGGCAACGUAUUUGUGCACUGUAGACCGUGUGGAGGAGUUUUCUUGAAAUGUUUAUGAAUUAAAAAGAACAAAUCCAAACCAGA
Messenger RNA from Labrus bergylta (ballan wrasse), 2671 nucleotides. It is a transcript of the gene mettl13, whose product is annotated as methyltransferase 13, eEF1A lysine and N-terminal methyltransferase. Lineage: Eukaryota; Metazoa; Chordata; Actinopteri; Labriformes; Labridae. The record is from RefSeq and is a predicted model, not a curated record.